GGUAGAUCUAUAUUGAAGAUGGAAGGCGCAGCGACGCCCACUGUGAUAACGUCUACCAGCAGCAGCGCGGAAAACUUUUACACCUCUACUCUGGCUUACGACAGACACUUUUUUCGUACUGCUUCGGGGCUCCUCGUUUUCGCAGAAAUAGUGUUUGGUCUGCUGGUAUGGACGCUGAUAGCGGGGACAGACUACUUCCGUGUGUCUGCCUUUGGGUGGGUCAUGUUUGUGGCCAUCUUGUACUGGGUCCUGACAGUCAUCUUCCUCAUCAUCUACCUGACCAUGGCUUACAACAGGAUCCCUCAGGUCCCCUGGACAGUUGUGGGCCUGUUCUUCAACAGUAGUGCUACAUUCUUCAACAGUAGUGCUACAGUGAUGUAUGUGGUGGCAGCAGCAGUGGAUGCAGCCUCAAUCAGCCAUGCUGUUAAAGGGCGCCAUAACUACAACUGCUGGGUAGCAUCUACGUUCUUUGCCUUCCUGGUCACGCUCUGCUAUGCAGGAAGUACAUUUUUAAGUUUUAAAUCGUGGCGAUCGAGGGAUGAGGAACAAUAACCAAUCACAAAGGACAUCUAAAGUAUAUCCGUUAUGGUACAGGAUAUUGAAAAGUACCGAUGGUUAAGUGCAACAACCACUCCUUGCCUUUGGAAUACAUUUCUCUUUGAUUUAAUUUAUGUUCUAUUUCUGUUAUUUUGGAAUUGUGGUGUGUUUCAUCUGUUGGAAUGACAGAGCCUGAACCUCAGGGAUGUUUGUACUUCUUAUGAACUCAAAUGUUUUUUUAAACAUUUGGAUGAAAAUGACUGAAGCUAAUAAAGUGGCUAUUCUAUUGUUCUGAAGCUGGAGAUCAAAGCUUUAACUCCAAUAUUAAAAUGGAUUGGACAGUAAUGUUGUACCACACUAGAUGGUGCUAAGAUACAAGGCUGAGAAACAGGGCUUAUGAAAGACAUUACAGUCAAUUAUCUUUUUGAUUAAUCAAAAAAAGAAUCAUAUACGAAUAAUAUCUUUUACUAAUAGGAGUCAGCGACA
Molecule: messenger RNA, 1023 nt
Organism: Coregonus clupeaformis (lake whitefish)
Lineage: Eukaryota; Metazoa; Chordata; Actinopteri; Salmoniformes; Salmonidae
Product: CKLF-like MARVEL transmembrane domain-containing protein 8
Exons: 5
Coding region: 19-552 (177 amino acids)
Biological process (GO): myelination
Cellular component (GO): membrane
Molecular function (GO): structural constituent of myelin sheath
Source: RefSeq, a predicted model, not a curated record